AUGGCGACCAAGUUCAUUUUACUUUCCGUAGCUGCCGCGUCCUCUUCCUCCGCCGAAUCCACUACCGCCGAAACCUCCGCUGCCACCUCCGAAUCCUCCACCUCCGAAUCCACCACCUCCGCUGCCGCCUCCAAAUCCUCCACCUCCGAAUCCACCGCCACCUCCAGACAGCUUUCCGGCGCCGAUCAGAAUUCCACUGCUUACGCUCCACCUCCACCUCGGCCUCCACUUCCACCAUAUCCACCACUGCCUCUGCCGCCGCCGAAUCCACCUCCUCUGCCUCCAAAUCCAGCACCACUGCCUCCAAAUCCUCCUCCACUGCCUCCAAAUCCUCCACUGCCUCCAAAUCCUCCUCCACCUCCACCAAAUCUCAACAGGUUGCUCACAAUAAGGCGAUUCAUGAUGCCUGAAAGCGUCUUCCACUGCUGCAGGAGACGAGAUGCGACCGAGUGUGGCUGGACAGCGCCCGUCCCUCCAUUUAUACACGGCACCGCCACUCGUGGCACCCUUGAGGCACCAGUCGUGACACUGACACGUUUUCCGAAACACAUUUUGGGAAAUGCUUCACCAUAA
This is a messenger RNA of Penaeus monodon (black tiger shrimp), 573 nucleotides long. Its product is annotated as formin-like protein 3. Gene Ontology annotation, molecular function: microtubule binding; actin binding. The record is from RefSeq and is a predicted model, not a curated record. The transcript is spliced from 2 exons. The coding region runs from base 1 to 573 and encodes 190 amino acids. Gene Ontology annotation, biological process: actin filament polymerization. NCBI's taxonomy places the organism in Eukaryota, Metazoa, Arthropoda, Malacostraca, Decapoda, Penaeidae. Gene Ontology annotation, cellular component: cytoplasm; actin filament.